CCGCUGCCCCAUGGCUGCGCCGCGCCCCGCCCGAACCCCGGGACCCCCUGCCCGGCUCCUCCUGCCCCUGCUCUGUUGGGCCCUGGCCUCCUGCUGGACGGACGCGAUGGCGCUGCAGCCCCCCAGCAUCACCGUCCUGCGGAAGCCGACACAGCCCCCCCGCCCAGGUGAGAGUGUGACGGUGUCGUGCGAGGCGGUGAGCGACCUCCCCGAGCUCACGCUGCUUUACUGGCUGGGAAACGGCUCCUUCGUCGAGAAGCUGCACCCGGACGGGGCCGUGCGCGAGGGGACGGUGCUAGAGGAGCCGCGAGGCUCGGGGGUGGCCCUGCGCCGCGACCUGCACAUCGUCUCCUUCGGCGCCCGGCACCUGAGCACCAAUUUCACCUGCGUGGUGCUCAGCCCCCUCGGCGUCGACACGCGGGAGCUGAAGUGGCCUUCCCCGGCCCCCGCCGAGAGCGGCGGACUGGGCUGAGACCGGGGAGCAACUCGUGACGGGUGAGCGCCCCGCGGUCUGGGUCCCCGCUCCCAACGGCCCCGCACCGCUGCCCCAGGGACGUGAUGUCUCCCGGGAGGUCUGUCUCCGUGCCCCGCCGUGGGGGUCCCCACGGCCCCGCGUCAGCUGGCCCCGCUCUGCGUGGGGGUCCCGGCCCCCCCCCACCCACCCCGCUUCGCCUCGCCGAGCCGGGAGCGCUGCCCGGGCCGGCCCUGGGACCUGCCCGCAGCCGGCUGUGGGACCCCAGAAUUUAUUAAAGAACAUUAAGGCUG
Molecule: messenger RNA, 765 nt
Organism: Tyto alba (common barn owl)
Lineage: Eukaryota; Metazoa; Chordata; Aves; Strigiformes; Tytonidae
Gene: IL18BP
Product: interleukin 18 binding protein
Exons: 5
Coding region: 11-472 (153 amino acids)
Molecular function (GO): interleukin-18 binding
Source: RefSeq, a predicted model, not a curated record